CUGCUUUCCCCAGCGAGGCUUUGUGUCCUCUCACUAGGAACCUUGCUUGGUUUCACAGAGCAGCAGUGCUGAAGCUCUGAUUUUUUGAGACCAAAAUAUGCUGAUAAACAGCCCUUGGGAGUAGUGUUGGGCAAGAUAUUGUGACUUAGAGGGUCAAAGCAGUGGGAAAAGCUUUGGGAGUCAGCACUCCUGAGUUGCUGCAUUUUUUUUUUUUCUAAUAGGUUGAAGCCUGCUUCCCUUUGCCUCAUCUUUUUCCUCAGGUCUCCCCUGUGAUUAGUUUGCAUUAUGACUCAUAUGGCACAUCUGUCAGUUUACAAGGAGGUCAAAUCAGUGUUUCUUCCCUGCUGAAAUUGAUUGUAUUAAACUCCAGACCGUAAGGAAAGGCGGUGUGCAGAAUCCACACAGCCAUUUGGUGAAAAUGGGAGCUGGCAGAGCAGCUGGGGCAGCAAAAAAUCUCUCUGCUCUUGCUGUGCUGGCCUGCAUGCUGCUGGGCAAAGCAGGUGGGGAGAGUCUCCUGCUAAAGAUAGCUUCUGUAUCCAAACCCACUUGGGAGUGGGCUGGGGAAUGUAAGGUCACAUAGUUUGUAAGAUCCUCCUAGAAACAGUCUCCGUAGUGGAAAUGUAAUAGGUCUUUCUAGGCAUUUUUAUCUGGCUUGGGUAAUGGCUCUGGGAGACGUUAAGGGUAGCGGGCUUGUCUUGCAGGUUUGACAAUAAAGCUUUUGUUUUUCUUCAUUUAAAAACAUUUACAUUCCAUGAGCUAUUCUUACCCAACCAGUGAAUGAAAAGGAAAUGACAGUCCUUCCUUCUAAGUUAGGGUAUUCUACAAUUCCCUAUAGUGUACUGAAAGAAUUCUUAAGCUGCAAGAUGUUAGGUCGUUAAAAUAGGAGCUGCCAUGGCCUGUGCCCUGAAGAAGUGAGACUUGGGACAGCUAUUUGCAGGAGUGUUUGACUUUCUGUCCUGCUAUCUGCACCUCUCUGAAGGUCAGAAGAGAUUCUGGGUAACGAUUGUGCUGGAGAACUGCAGAAAGUCUCAUUUCCCUCAUUGGUGCCACAGUCACAGAAUGGCCCAGGUUGGUAGGGACCUGAAGGAUCAGGAAUCUCCAGCCCCCCCCACCACAGGCAGGGCCACCAACCUCCACACUUAAUACUAGACCAGGCUGCCCUGGGCCCCCUCCAACCUGGCCUUGAACACCUCCACUUGGUGAUGUCUCCUUUUGUCAUUCCUGCUAUUAACUUCCUUUGGGUCUCUCCAUCCUUACCAGCUGGUUACAGUACUGAUAGCAAUGCAGUUUGUGAAGUGCUUUAAGGAAUACUUUGCAAACAGGGUAACCUGAGAACUGCUUGUUAGGAAGCCGCACUGCUUUAUAAGUAGAGUUGUCCUAUCUCAUCUUUCAUCCGGCCCUUGUUUGUCCCUUCAUGGCUCACGGCAGGCAGUGCUGGUUUGUGCAUGAGCGCUUGGCUUCUGGUUGCAGCUCUCAGAGCUGAGCUCACAGCACGCCUCAUUUUGCCAGCAAAGAUGACGUGGUGAAGCAUUUGGGACAAAUGAUGGCAUCAUCCCUUCUCGUACGUGUUGACGGAAGCUGUGUAGGAGGUGGAAUUGGUAAGAUUGAAGACUUGUGCUGAUUUAUCUCCUGACCUGCUUCAGAAAUGUGGACUAUAUGCUGUGCUUGUGUUUAGUUCAGCAGUUUUCCCCAGUGGAACUAUUUUCAAAGCAUUAGAGAUCGCACAUGAAAAAUUCACGCUGUUUUGUUUGGUAGUAGUGCAGAAGGUCAAGUGUUGCGCUUAAGAACAUUACAUGUAAUGCUAAUAGAGAUUAAAGUACUGUUGCAGUACUGAUGUGCCUCCAUAGCUGAGUUUGUCCACAAAAAGACAGAGGAUUACUGUGUCAGACCGAGCCUUAAAUCACAGGGUUGUAUGAGGGUUUUGGGUAACUUAAUCCUUUGUGUUCAUGUUUAUUCCUCAGUAAGUCAAAUUAGCGUGUCCUCCUUGCAUAGACAGCGGGAGGAAAGCUGAAGGUGUGUGACCUGAAAGUAUGGAGUAUAACCAUUAUUUGAAGCCUAUUACUGAAAAGCAUAUGUAACGGGAUACUUGUGAAAGAUGGUGGAUCGUUUGGCAAACAGCGAGGCAAAUACUAGAAGAAUAAGUAUAGUGGAAAACUGCUUUGGAGCAGCUGGUCAGCCUUUGACUAUCCCUGGUCGCGUUCUCAUUGGAGAGGGAGUAUUAACGAAGCUGUGUAGGAAGAAGCCCAAAGCGAGGCAGUUCUUCCUGUUCAAUGACAUUCUUGUUUAUGGUAAUAUUGUCAUCCAGAAGAAGAAAUACAAUAAGCAGCACAUAAUCCCGUUGGAAAACGUCACCAUUGAUUCCAUCCAGGAUGAGGGAGACUUGCGGAAUGGGUGGCUCAUCAAGACGCCUACUAAGUCUUUUGCAGUUUAUGCUGCCACUGCUACGGAGAAGUCUGAGUGGAUGAACCAUAUAAAUAAGUGUGUUUCUGAUUUGCUUUCCAAGAGUGGGAAGACUCCUAGCAAUGAGCAUGCGGCUGUCUGGGUGCCAGACUCAGAAGCCACUGUCUGCAUGCGCUGUCAGAAAGCAAAGUUUACCCCCGUCAACCGUCGUCACCACUGCCGCAAGUGUGGCUUUGUUGUCUGCGGGCCUUGCUCUGAGAAGAGGUUCCUUCUCCCCAGCCAGUCUUCCAAGCCUGUGAGGAUUUGCGACUUCUGCUAUGAUCUUCUUUCUACUGGGGAGAUGACUGCUUGUCAGUCCACGAGAUCAGACUCCUACAGCCAGUCGCCUAAGUCUUCUUUAAAUGAUGCAUCUGAUGAUGAUGAUGAUGAAGACAGUAGUGAUUAAAAACCAAACGUUUGUGUUUCAGACCGUACGGAGCUGCUUUUGGGGAAGCCUGUAGUGAGGUUCCCUGGAAAAAUCCUGUUCUAGCCAUAAAAUAUGCCUGAAUAUCUCCAAUUGCGAUGUGCCUCGAUCUAUGAGUUCUCUAGACAAUAGAUUUUUCACUCCUCUGCAGGGAUAGACUGUUGCAAGUGUUAUCAGAUUGUUUUCCAAUUUCUUAUACUUGAGUUCUGUCUAGGUUAGACUUUCGUGGAAGAUUGGAAAAUAGAAAGUACUUUUCUUAAUUUAACAACCCACGCUUCCUAAUGUUUCAUAUCAAUAUAUUAUGUGGGGUGGUUUUCUUUUUUGUUGGUAUGGAGAGGGAAACUGUAAGCACGCAUAGAACAGUGAUGUUUUGGUUAAUCCCACAGACCUUCUGUUUUUGUAAACGUGGUGUAUGACAAGUUGAGAUGUGACAUGAUUACAAAUCUCAGCGUCACAGGACUUGGGAACUGUCUUGUUUUGCUCUUAUUUAUGACCUCCUAUACCAAGCAGUGCCUUGUAACACUUGUGCUGAUUCAGGAAGAAACAAUCCUAUUUCGUGCUGUCUGUAUUCACCUGAUGCUGGUAUCUGAGAGAUUGUUGGUGCUAUAGAGAAUAACUGCUGUGUUCAAAGCGGAGCUCUCAGCUGCACACCCACAGGCUGAGGGGAAGUGGACCCCACACCCUCACCGCUCAGGCAGCCUCAAAGCUGCCCAGCCCUGUGGGCUUCGAUGGGGUUCUCUCCACAGGAGCUGUGCUGUGAGUUGAGACCUGGAGAUGGGAAGCUGAGGGUGACUUUUCACAGGGAUAUCCACACGCUUUCUUCUCAGAGCAGUUUAGAAGUUUAUAAUCUGGCAGAUGCAAACUGAGAUUUUAGUGGGGCGAUACAGCAUUUUGCUGUGAUAGCUUAUAUUUUUGGAGAUGUUUCCCACAUGCGACACUAACUUGUUUCUUAAAACAUUGAUGAGAGUUUUUUUUUCCCACUUUCUUCCCAAACCUUACCGGCUUUGUAUAAGAAUAACCUCAAAUUUUGAACAGGCAGCCUGCAAAUCUGCACGUGAAAUUGGCUUUCCUUUGUACACAGCUGACCUCAGGAUACAUGUGAGAUGCAAGUUGUUUCAUUCUAAACGUGUGCCCAGGACCAAGAAAGAUAUAUUUAAGAACUAUAAUAAGAUAGUGCAGAAAACGUCUCUACCGUAGCAUUCACUUUUAUUCUUAAGAAGUUCUUAAUGCAGAAAUGUCAUGUUCCUAUGUAUAUGUAAAGGUUAGACUUGUGAAAACAUGUUAACCCCUCCCUUUCCCCCCCCCCCCCAAAUGCUAUGUUUUUAUAUUUUUAUAAAGGUAAUGUCAAUUUUGAAGGGGAAAAAUAUCUUUGAAAUAGUUGUAUGAAUAUAAUAGCAACUGACUUUAUACAAAAAAAAAAAGGUUAAAGUUUAAGUGACAGUUUCUGCACUGUUUGCCUUGGCUGGCAAUAAUUGGGUUAAAUAUUUAUUGAAUAAACAAUCAAUGCUGCAUAUUGCACUAGUCUCCCAUUCUUGUACACUGUAUGUCGGUCAUUAAAGAAAGAAAUUAGCAAAGCUCUUGAAAGCCAUCUCACUCAGUGAGAUUCCUGGUAGCUAAUGAUGCACUGAGCAUCUUCAGGGAGGCACUGUGCGUUAAUUGUCUGCAGUACAUCGCUUCGGGUGAAAGUAAGGGGAAUGGUUUUAGCUUGGGCUGCUUCUGAAAAUAACUCUUUAAAAGCACUGAAGAGCAUUUGAUCUGCUUUGCAAUAAACGCAAAAAGGAGAAAACGCUUUCUGGUAGAUGUUGGGGACCAGGAAGGUUGUGUAAGAUUGCCAGGUAAGCGAUGUACAGCUGUAUGUAUUUGAAGACUGAAAUAGCUAAUUACAUACGCUCCCUCCUUGAAAGGCCGGGGAAUGGGAAAAUGGGCUAUUCUGAGAAGGCACUUUCUGCUCAUAGUGCUCACUUUUUGUAUCUAUCUUAAUCAGAACGCUUUUAAGUUUCAGGAACAGAGACCUUUAGCUUCAAUUUUUGUACAGAUUCAGAAUGCAAACUUUCCUUGUGCAUAUGUUCUAAUGACUAACAGGAAUGUUCUUCCUGAUGCGAUUGCUUUCCUUUCCUGCACUGUCAGACCUGGUUGAAGGUUCAAUCUUUCUGUGUAUUUUUUUUUGUGUGUGUGUUUCUAUGUGUUGUGUUUACUUUCCAGCACUUUGUGGGGGAAAGGAGUUGGAUCACAUCCUGUAUUCUGCAGAAUGUUCUUGUAUCUGCUUCAAGUACCUUCUUUCUGGAAUGAAACUUGCACUGAUCCCUGAAGCUGUAACCAAACCAAUGUUUUCUUUGGGGGGGGAGGGGUUUUUCAUUUGAAAUGGAUGUAUGUGGUCCAAACGUUUUGAGGAAGUAUUAAAAAAGCAGUGCUCUGUGGUAAUAGUUAUAUCCCUCAGCUGGAUUUGCUUAAAGCUUCACGGAACGGACUUGCCGUCAACUCCUCUCGUUACUUACAGACUCCAGGAAGGGCUCGUUUUGUUCUUUGUAAUCUCGUUCUGUCAGAUGAUUUUAUUCACAAAUAUAUGGUGUAGCUUCAA
This is a messenger RNA of Gallus gallus (chicken), 5441 nucleotides long. It is a transcript of the gene PLEKHF2, whose product is annotated as pleckstrin homology and FYVE domain containing 2. The transcript is spliced from 2 exons. The record is from RefSeq and is a predicted model, not a curated record. Gene Ontology annotation, molecular function: metal ion binding; phosphatidylinositol binding. NCBI's taxonomy places the organism in Eukaryota, Metazoa, Chordata, Aves, Galliformes, Phasianidae. The coding region runs from base 2096 to 2845 and encodes 249 amino acids.